Messenger RNA from Acanthosepion pharaonis, 876 nucleotides. Lineage: Eukaryota; Metazoa; Mollusca; Cephalopoda; Sepiida; Sepiidae. The record is from the annotation of a GenBank genome assembly.
AUGAAAAAAAUAUUCAUAAUAAUAAAAGUUGUACUGUGCUUCUUCUUCUUCUCCUUCUCUACCUCUUUCUUCUUCUUUGUCUACUUCUUCUCUUUCUUCAAUAUGAUUUUUACUCACUCUCUUCUAACUAUUCUAUUUACUUCCUUCUUCUUUUUUCUUCUUCCUCCGACUACUCUUCUUCUUUUCCUUCUUCCUCUUACUACUAAUAUUUCUGAUCAAACAUCUUUUUUCUUCCAAUACUCUCUUCUUUUUUAUUAUUCAAGCUACUUGUUUAUAUUCUUCAUCCUUUUCUUCUUCUUCUUCUUCUUCUUCUUCUUCUUCAUCAUUAUAAUCCACUUCUUCUUCUUCUUCAAGUUCUUUCUUUUUCUAUCUUUUCUUCUUCCUCCUCUUACUCCCCCUCCUCUUCCUCUUCUUAUUCAAGCUUCUUUUUUCGCCUUACUGCUCCCAGUCUUCUUCUUCUUCUUCUUCUUCUUCUUCUUCUUCUUCUUCUUCUUCUUCUUCUUCUUCUUCUUCUUCAAGUUCUUUCCUUAUCGUCUUCCUCCACCUACUCUUCUACAAGCUUCUUAUUUUUCUUCUUCUUCCUCCUACUCCUCUUUUCUUAUUGUUCAAGCUUCUUAUUUUCCUUCUCCCCUCUCUUCCUCCUCCUCCUCUUCUACUUCUUCAAGCUUCUUCUUUUUCUUCCUCCUCCUCCUCCUCCAUAUCUUCUUCUUCAAGCUUCUUUUUCUUCUUCGUCUUCUUACUCCCCCUGCUCGUCUACUUUUCCUUCCUCUUCCUCUUCAAGCUUUUUCUUUUUCGUCUUCCCCCUCCCUAGUCGUCCUCCUCCUCUUCUUAAUACAGUUAUUGUUGUUUUCCUCGAUGUCUGAAUUCCAAACCUGA